Messenger RNA from Penicillium mononematosum, 345 nucleotides. RefSeq lists its product as uncharacterized. The transcript has a single exon. The record is from RefSeq and is a predicted model, not a curated record. The coding region runs from base 1 to 345 and encodes 114 amino acids. NCBI's taxonomy places the organism in Eukaryota, Fungi, Ascomycota, Eurotiomycetes, Eurotiales, Aspergillaceae.
AUGUAUUCCGUGGAUCGAUUGCCAAGUGGCUCAGGCAACUUCAGGAACUCACACGAGAAAGCCCCGUUUGAUUUGGUUGCGAACCUGCUAGACCUCGACACUGUUGAUAUCUUUGCGCAGGUCAAGCACCAAUUUGCUACGGUAAUCUCUCCCUACACUGUCUCGUGGGCUACGGGAGAUGGUAGUGCAGAGGGUUGGGGAGAGGAAGAAGAGAAUAGGAAGAGGAGGGAGGGGUGGGAAGCCUUUUAUAUCCCAAUCCGGGCCUUCCUAAAAUGGACAUCCUUGCACUUUCCCUAUAUCAACACCACCUGGGCACCCGUGGACCCCCCGGGGUUUUCCUUUUGA